AUGGCCACCAUCUUAGUCAGAGACAAGACUCCACGGGUCGCCAAUGACCCGGACAGCAAGCUAGGGCCCGAUAUAUCAACCACUUCCGUGAACACGAUACCACCUCUCGGAGAGCCACUACCCAAGAAGCGAUUCUGGUUCCAGAAGACCAGGCCGUAUGACCCCGAUGCUAUAGCCACACAGGCCAGCGUGUUCGACGAUCCGGAAACCGCAAAACAAUAUCAGCCGCCGCCCGAAUGGGAGAACACCCAUCGCUUCAACCCCCUUGCGCGAUGGACAUGGCGCGAAGAGGUUCGGUUGGUGCGCAAGAUCGACUUCCGGAUCAUGGUGUGGACCUGCAUCAUGUUCAUGGCCUUGGAGCUCGAUCGAGCAAACCUUUCCCAGGCCCUAACCGACAACUUUCUCCCUGACCUGGGCUUGACAACCAAUGACUACAACCUCGGUGUCACCGUCUUCCGGCUUUCGUUUCUCUGCGCCGAGCUGCCAUCACAGUUGGUAUCCAAGUGGAUGGGGCCGGACCGUUGGAUUCCGAUGCAGAUGAGUCUCUGGAGCAUCGUAGCGGCUAUGCAGUUCUUCCUUUCCGGCCGCGCGUCGUUCCUCGUCUGCCGCUCUCUGCUGGGAAUCCUGCAAGGAGGAUUCAUUCCCGAUGUGAUCUUGUACCUUUCGUACUUUUACAAGCACCACGAGCUCACUGUACGACUGGCUUUCUUCUGGACCGCCAUGAGCAUCGCCGACAUUUGCUCGGCCCUUCUCGCCUACGGGAUCCUGCACAUGCGGGGAUUACAGGGCCACUCUGGCUGGAGGUGGCUCUUCCUGCUUGAGGGUUUGUUAACCCUUGUUAUCGGCCUCUUGGCCUUCCUCUUGAUGCCAGCUGGACCGUGCCAGACGGCGAGUUGGUUCCGAGGGAAGAAUGGCUGGUUCACCGAGCGUGAGGAGACGAUCAUGGUUAAUCGUGUUCUGCGCGACGACCCGAGCAAGAGCGACAUGCAUAACCGCCAGCCCAUCACAUUUGGGCUCUUGUGGCGGAGCCUCAAAGACUUCGACCUUUGGCCGUUAUAUAUCCUGGGGCUUACGUUCCAGAUCCCAAUGACACCACCGGCGCAGUACCUCACCCUCACCCUCAGACAGCUGGGCUUUGACACCUUCCAGACGAACCUGCUGGCGAUACCCAACACCAUCGGCCAUAUCAUAACCAUGGUUCUGAUAACCUAUCUCUCCGAGGCAGUUAGCCAGCUGACGCUUGUGGCUAGCCUAGGGCAGAUAUGGUCGCUGCCGUUCCUGAUUUACCUGAAUGCCGUCGACACGGCCAAGGUGAACAGGUGGGUGAUAUACGCGGUGACCACUCUGCUGCUCUGCUAUCCCAACCCCCAUCCGAUCCAAGUUGGAUGGAACUCGCGCAACUCCAACACGGUUAGGUCCCGUACCGUGUCUGCUGCAUGUUACAAUAUGUUUGUCCAAGCUAGCUCUAUCAUCGCCUCCAACAUCUAUCGUCAAGACGAUGCGCCGCGAUAUCGACGUGGGAACAAGCAGCUGCUUGGAAUCCUUUGUAUGAACCUUGCGCUGUACGGCCUGGUGAAGGCGUACUACGUGUUCCGAAACAAGCAACGGGACAAGAAGUGGAAUGCCAUGACACCGGAAGAGCGACUGCAUUACCUCGCCACCACCACUGACCAGGGCAACAAGAGACUAGACUUCCGGUUCCAUCACUAA
Messenger RNA from Thermothelomyces thermophilus ATCC 42464, 1710 nucleotides. RefSeq lists its product as uncharacterized. Gene Ontology annotation, molecular function: transmembrane transporter activity. Bases 1 to 1710 code for a protein of 569 amino acids. Gene Ontology annotation, cellular component: membrane. NCBI's taxonomy places the organism in Eukaryota, Fungi, Ascomycota, Sordariomycetes, Sordariales, Chaetomiaceae. Gene Ontology annotation, biological process: transmembrane transport. The record is from RefSeq and is a predicted model, not a curated record. The transcript is spliced from 11 exons.